AACUGCAUCACAGAUUGGUCUUCACUUCUUCACGAUGUCCGCACGAUUUUUGUUGGCGCUCGUUUGCUUAGUUGAGCUGUCUUCACUGAUAUCAGCGGGUGGCGGCGGCGGUGGUCACAAGAAAGUGAUCAUUCACGUCCCGGUGUUUGUGAAACAUCAUCACCACAAGCACACAAUAGUCAAGCAUAUACAUCACAAGAGUGGCGGUGGAGGAGAUGACCACUACGAAGUUCUUGGAUACACGUAUGGGGAGCCAAAACCAGCACCACACAUCGGCGGAGGUCACGGCUGGGGAGCAGCGGAGGAGAGUCACGGUCACGAGGACAGUCCUGUAAGCUUCGAGGGUGGCGAUCACGGUGGAUAUGCCCUCAGUGGAGACGAACAUGGCUACUGAGCUAUAGAGUACUAACAUUGACUUUUUCUGAAUGUACCGUUUAGCUUUCUCGCGCAAUUCCUUAUCUCACUGCGAAAUAAUA
Vanessa tameamea is the source of this 476-nucleotide messenger RNA. RefSeq lists its product as uncharacterized. Lineage: Eukaryota; Metazoa; Arthropoda; Insecta; Lepidoptera; Nymphalidae. The transcript has 3 exons. Bases 35 to 394 code for a protein of 119 amino acids. The record is from RefSeq and is a predicted model, not a curated record.